This is a messenger RNA of Cervus elaphus (red deer), 1326 nucleotides long. Its product is annotated as interleukin-36 gamma-like. Gene Ontology annotation, biological process: cellular response to lipopolysaccharide; positive regulation of gene expression; inflammatory response to antigenic stimulus. Bases 158 to 811 code for a protein of 217 amino acids. The transcript is spliced from 6 exons. NCBI's taxonomy places the organism in Eukaryota, Metazoa, Chordata, Mammalia, Artiodactyla, Cervidae. Gene Ontology annotation, molecular function: interleukin-1 receptor binding; cytokine activity. The record is from RefSeq and is a predicted model, not a curated record.
GAGAGCUGGAAGGUUCCUUGACUCUUGAGCCUUCUCUCUUUUCAGAGUUUUAGGAUUCAGUGAAGGGGUGGGGCCAUGCCGGGCUAGGUGCUCCUUACUGGGGAGCUGCUAGGAUCCUGGCAGAUCUACUUGACUCAGGCCCUGAGACUACCCCACUAUGGCACAUGUUCUGGAAGGCGAUGGAAGAAUCCAUACGUCAGGUGAUGUUGGCAGGGGGUCUGGGCCAGGAACAUUCAUGCCUGUCUCUUCUGGACACCCAGCCUUCUCUGUUCCUUCCUGUGUACAGUCUUUACCACCCAAGGCUAUCCAUCCACCAGUGGAACCUGAGGCAAUGGAUUGUCCCAGACCUGUAGUAGUCUCCGACUGGAAUCAGCAAGUGUGGAUCCUUCAGGGUCAGACCCUCAUGGCAGUUCCUUGGAGCAACAAUGUGGGGCCAGCCACUGUCACCAUUAUGCCAUGCAAGUAUCCAGAGUCUCUUGAGAAAGACAAAGGGAUUCCUGUUUAUUUGGGAAUAAAGCAGCCAGAAAUGUGUCUAUAUUGUGAGAACAUUGGUGGAAAGCCCAAAUUGCAGUUGAAGAACAAGAAGAUAAUGGAUCUGUACAACCAAACCAAGCCUGUGAAGCCAUUCCUUUUCUACCAUGAAAAAACAGGCAGGACCUCCACAUUUGAGUCCGUGGCCUUUCCCGGAUGGUUCAUUGCCUCUUCCGAGACAAACCAGCCCAUCUUUCUCAUUUCCGGGCUGGGGAACGUGUACAAUACUGCCUUCCAAUUAGAUUUCAAGGAACUCUCACAACUUCACUACUCCCUCUAAAAACUGCAGUAAAAGGUGCUUUUUGGGGAAUGGAGAGCCUAAAUUCCUCACCAGCCAUGCUUCGGAUGUUAUCUUGUGAUGAAAUGACACAACUGAUUUAGGGUAUAAUUGUAGAAAGAUGUAGCUAAGAUCUGGUUCUGCAUAUCGUAGAUUUCUUAUUCUGACUCUGAUACUACAAAUGCAGAAAAUGAUGUUUGCUUAAAUACAGUCCACACAAUAGCACCAGUAAUGAAUUUUUUUAAUGAAACUUUCAUUAAAGUGGUGGACAAUCACACCACCUACUCUACUAGGCAGGCUAGUAAGCAGUCAAUAAGCACUGACUUAACACAGGGUCUCUUGAUUCUUAGAAGUUUUCUUCUUCAAUGAAAUACUUUUUUAGCAUGCCGUUUUAUAAAAGUCAACAUUAAUAUGGACAUGAAGCUAAUUAGUUCUGGAAUAUCAAAUAGAAGAAUUACUCACUGGAUAUUUAGUACUACAGUCACUGCUAAUAAAUGGUGACAGGUUGUUACAUCUGC